Xiphophorus hellerii (green swordtail) is the source of this 3136-nucleotide messenger RNA. RefSeq names its product transcriptional activator protein Pur-beta. The transcript has a single exon. Gene Ontology annotation, biological process: regulation of transcription by RNA polymerase II. The coding region runs from base 62 to 979 and encodes 305 amino acids. Gene Ontology annotation, molecular function: RNA polymerase II transcription regulatory region sequence-specific DNA binding; DNA-binding transcription factor activity, RNA polymerase II-specific; purine-rich negative regulatory element binding. NCBI's taxonomy places the organism in Eukaryota, Metazoa, Chordata, Actinopteri, Cyprinodontiformes, Poeciliidae. Gene Ontology annotation, cellular component: nucleus. The record is from RefSeq and is a predicted model, not a curated record.
AGAGAAGGGGGAGGGUUUGGGGGUCAGAGAUACUCAGAGAGACGGGCUGCUGGUGGCGAAGAUGGCGGAUGGGGAUAGCGGUAGUGAGCGCGGUGGCAGCAGCGGCGGCGGCGGCGGAGGAAGCGGUGGAUUUCAGCAUUACCAGCGGGAGCCAGAGACACAGGAGCUGGCUUCGAAGCGACUGGACAUUCAGAACAAACGCUUCUACCUUGACGUGAAGCAGAACGCCAAAGGCCGGUUCAUCAAAAUCGCAGAGGUCGGCGCCGGGGGCUCUAAAAGUCGUUUGACCCUCUCCAUGUCAGUUGCUGCCGAGUUCCGCGACUAUCUGGGGGAUUUUAUAGAGCACUACGCCCAACUCGGGCCUAGCACCGCGGAGCAGAUCGCUCAGUCGUCCGGUGGGGAUGACAGCGGGCCUAGACGGGCCUUGAAGAGCGAGUUUUUGGUGCGUGAGAACCGAAAAUACUACCUCGACCUGAAGGAGAACCAGCGGGGUCGGUUUCUCCGGAUCCGACAGACCGUCAACCGAGGCCCCGGUUUCGGCGUCGGUGUGGGGGGCAUACCCGGUGCCGGCAUGCAAUCCGGCCAAACCAUCGCUCUCCCGGCCCAGGGGUUAAUAGAGUUCCGCGAUGCUUUGGCCAAGCUGAUAGACGACUACGGGGGAGACGAGGAGGAGCUGGCCGGCGGCGGAGGGGCCGGGGGCUACACCGAACUUCCGGAGGGCACUUCGAUCAUGGUGGACUCCAAGCGCUUCUUCUUCGACGUCGGGUCCAACAAGUACGGGGUCUUCUUGCGGGUGAGCGAGGUGAAGCCCAGCUACAGGAACUCUAUAACGAUCCCCUUCAAGGCGUGGGGCAAGUUCGGGGGAGCGUUCAGCCGCUACGCCGAGGAGAUGAAGGAAAUCCAGGAUCGGCACCGGGACAAGAUGUACGAGCGGAGAACCGGAGAGGAGUCGGAGGGAGACGACGUGGACGACGAUUGACGCAGAGGGAGAAGCGGCUUUCUGUGGGCUAAAGUUGACAACAGGAUGCAAAGCCUGGAGAGAGGAGCGACUAUUUUGUGCAUGACGAAUUGAACUAUAAAAAAAUGCAUUGAAAAAAAUGCUAAAAAAAAAAAAAAAGUAUAUUUGACUGAGAAAUUUGUUUAUGUAAGAGAAACAUGUUCUAAAGUUUAGGUGGAUGUUAUAGCUAAAAAUGAGUGCAGACUGCAGUAGUCAGCCUCUGUAUGAGAUUCCCCGUUGAUAAAGUAUAUUCUAUUUAAUAUAUAUCUAUCUAUAUAUUGAUUGUCCCAUUGAUAACCUCACAUGUAGCCCAGCAAGUUCAGUUUGGCAGAAACACAACAGUUGGUUACCUGGACUCCUGCUUGAUAUCCAAUGGUGAGAGCUCACUCAGUGCUGACCUGUAGUCUGUGAUGAUGAGGAGGAGGAGGAUGAUGAUGAUGAGGAAGAGUAAAAUGUGACAUACUCAAACCAGCAGUGGCUGUGAGGGAGUGCUGGCAUCGCUCACCAUGGCUGUUUGUGUUUUUUCUAAAGUGAUCAGAACCAAACGGCUCGUCCAGACGGAACCGCCGCGUCCAGCAGGCCCGGGGGCAGAACGCCCGGCCCCGGGGGCAGAACGCCCGGCCCCGGGGGCUGAACGCCCGGCCCCGGGGGCAGUAGGGUUACCUGCUGUAAGCACACGUUGUCUCGGCCUCUCCAGCCCAGUCCAGACCUGGUGCUGACCCUUGACCCUUGCUGCGGCGCGGCGGUGAGGCCUGCUCAAACGUGGCUUGUUGUGUCUCAGGGCUAAAGCAUAAAACUAAAAUCCAAGCCCACAUUUUUUUGGGAGGGUUUCCCAGCAUUCCCUGUGCCUGUCGCUGCAGCCGAGUCGUCCGGUGCGGGCCACCUUUGACCUUUGACCCGGUGGCCUUCUCGUUCACACUGGUGUCACCGUUCCCCAGCUGCAGCUUAGCGUUGCCAGGUUUGAUCUAGAAUCACCUCCAGGGUCGUCCGUGUUGACUUGCUUUGGGUGCAUCAUUUGGAUCCUCGAAUCUUGAACUCUGACCUUUUACGACUGGAGAAACAUUCAGUCUGAUUGUAACAGAAUAAAUUAGGUGCUUUUGAAACAGAACCUCCUGCGGGGGGAGUUGUAUCUAAAAGAUAUAUAUAUAUAAAUAUAUAUAUAUGUACUGAAAGAGAUUUACUAACUAAAAAAUUGAUAGAAUUAUUUUUAAAGAGAUAUACUCAAAUAUGUCUUAGAAAUAUGAGAUUUAUUAGAUAAUGCUGCCUAAAGUGGCCUAUUUAAAACACUAAACUUGGAUGCAACGGUCCAGGGUUAUAUUUCAUACCUGCUUUUCUUUUUUUUCCUAAUAUAUCUUUUAUUCCUUAGAGGAAACUUAAGAGAACAACAGAUUGGUUCCUCCGUAUGUUAAAGCAAUUUGUAGAAGCAGCUUCUCUGAAGUCUGCAAACUCUCAGCACUCCAGGUCACUUUACCGCUUCGUUUCCUUCCCUCCUUUCAGUCCACCGCCGUUUUUCACUCCACAGCGUUUUCCCAUCAGUUGCCAUGCGACAAACGUAAACACCUGCCGCCGUCAGCGUUUGGUCUUUAUUGCUCCUUUUACUGAUGUUUUCUGUUUUUUUUGCAUGCCUGCUCUGACGCAGAGCCGCCUUGUGUUCUUUUCUUUCUGCAUUUUCAGAUUUGCUGUAUAAUGGUAUUUAUCCUUCUUUCUUUUUUUUUUUUUUUAGAGCUGUUGCAAGUUUUUUUUCUGUGCUGCAAUAGACAGAAAGUUAACUUUUCAGCCUGGUGGUUUUCCAACGGCCACAGCGUUCCCGUGUUUUGGGGGGAAACCUCACUUUCAUCGUCUCUCUUCCUUUUGGUGUGAAAACUUCUCGUUGAAUUUUACUUUCCCCUCUACAACACAGCAGAGAAAUGCCAUAUAUAUACAUAUAUACAUAUAAAAAAUACAUGGGAGCAAUAGAUUUUUUCCUUUUCUAUUGAUAUAAAUAUACUAUAUAUAAGGUUACACAUGCGAUUUGAACUACAUCCUUCUUCUUGUACUGUGUUACGUGAAAUGGCAGCUGUUUCAGUCGUGUGUUCUGCUGUAAUAUUCUACCAAGAUCCUUUCAACGAGAAAUAAUAAAAAAAAGGUUUUUGCUCAGGA